Messenger RNA from Anthonomus grandis grandis, 2043 nucleotides. RefSeq names its product cell division control protein 45 homolog (gene Cdc45). Gene Ontology annotation, biological process: double-strand break repair via break-induced replication; mitotic DNA replication preinitiation complex assembly; DNA replication initiation. The transcript has 10 exons. Bases 81 to 1763 code for a protein of 560 amino acids. The record is from RefSeq and is a predicted model, not a curated record. Lineage: Eukaryota; Metazoa; Arthropoda; Insecta; Coleoptera; Curculionidae. Gene Ontology annotation, molecular function: single-stranded DNA binding; chromatin binding; DNA replication origin binding. Gene Ontology annotation, cellular component: DNA replication preinitiation complex.
CUUCAAACGGUUUUGGCGCUUCCCAGUUGUUGCAGGAGGUUAUAAUGUUGAAGUGAAUUAAUAUUUUAUUAUUUUUUAACAUGUUUGUGUCGGAUUUAAAAAAGGAGUUUUAUGAAUUUUUAGCAGGAAAGCGAAUCUUUUUAAUGAUCCACUAUGAUAUUGACAGCAUCUGCGCCUGUAAAAUCCUUCAGUCGUUACUGAAGUACCGUAACAUCCUUUAUACCUUGGCAAUUGUGAGGGGCAAGGAGGAUUUGAAGCGAGCCUAUCUGGAAAACUGUGAGGAUGUUAAAUAUUUUGUACUAAUAAACUGUGGGGGUACUAUAGACAUUGUUGAGGAGCUGGAAGCUGAAGAAGAUGUAGUGUUUUUUAUACUUGAUAGUCAUAGACCAUUAGACUUGUAUAAUAUUUAUUCAAAUGAGCAAGUGAGGUUAUUAAGUGCCCCAGAGGGUGAAGCUUUGGUGCCAGAGUUUGAUGAUAUUUUUAGAGAUGAGACUGAUUCAGAAGGUGAUUCAGAAAAUGAAUCUGAUGACGAUGAGGGUAGAGCAGCAAAAAGGCGAAGGCUAGGAGAAGAAGAAAUAAUGAAAAGAAGAGAGAAAAGACUGUGGGAGGAGAAUCGCAGUAAAUUACUGUUCGAGUACUCCCAAUUUACUUAUUAUGCCAGGGCAAGUGCCAUAUCGAUGUUCGAUUUUGCCUGGAAGUUGAACAAAGAUGACAAGGAUCUGCUUUGGUUAGCAAUAGUGGCACUCACUGAGCAGUUGCUAUUUGGAAAAAUUGAAAACGCCCAGUAUACUAUUGAGAUGGAAAGUCUUAGGGCUCACUGUAAAAGACUUCAAAACAAAACGAACGAUACGGACGUUCAAACAUCACUAAAAAUUUUAUUUGAGAAAGAUUUGAGGUUAACACUGUACAGGCAUUGGACGGUUGAGCAAAGCCUAAAAUAUUCCAUGUUCACUGCAGUCAGAUUAAAACUUUGGACUUUGAAGGGCGAUAAAAAGAUUCACGAGUUACUUGCAGAAAUGGGCUUGCCACUGGUCCAAAGCAGACAACACUUCAAAUCGAUGGAUCUACAAUUAAGAAAAGAAUUCCACACUUCAAUAGAAAAACUGGCAGACAAAUAUGGACUUCAAGAUAUCGAAUUUGUUUCUUUUAUCCUACAGUACGGGUUCAGGAAUAAGUUUUGCGCCUCUGAUAUAGUGUAUGCUUUACUUGCCAUUUUAGAAGCAUCACCUCGGGAUAAGAAGCCGGAAGAGCUAUUUAAUUUGGCCCUAGACUGUUUGUCCAGGACCAAAAUGGAUGUUGUAAAUAGUGCCAUAGAGAGGUCGAAAAUUAUCGUGAAGUCUCUGUUUAAAACAGUUCAGGGGGCUUUGGAUAUGAAGCAGAUUAUUACGGCCGGACCAUUUGUCUAUUAUGUGAUACAAGAAGGUUGUUUGGAUUGGUACAUGUACUCCCAUCUGCACAUCUUAUCCCUGCUGGCUCAUUUCAUUUUAAAGGCGUACGUUUCGAUGUCCAGGAAUAGAAAAGCCGCUACGUUACCCCUGAUAGUGUCCGCACCAAAGGACAUUGACGCUGGAACUUGUAUUCUUCUAGGCAUUCCUCCUGUUUGCGAAAAUUCUCCUAGAAAUUUUUUCGGGAAGGCGUUCGAACAGGCGGCAGAUCGAAUGAAAUGUGACGUUAACUGUGAUUAUUUAGAUACAUCAUAUAUUGAAUUACAUGUUAAGGAUAGAACGAGAUUCUUUGAUGCGCUGGCAGCAUUAUUGAAUUAAUUAAGUGUUUUUUGUACAGCAUCGAAUCUUUUGUACUUGACAAAUAAAUGUAUUUAUUUUAAUUAAUUGUGACUGGAGCAUCGUGUUUAAUAAGAUCACAUAGUUUAGGUGUAAGGAUUGUAAAAAAUAUCACCGAAUCAUCAUAAAUGUACCUUUAUUUUUUUGUUUGUAUUUGUUCACCAAACCAGUGUAAAUAGCAGUUUUUCACCAGUUGUACAAAUUAAUAAUUAAGAAAUUACACUAAUAUUUCAUUCGAAAUACACCUUUUUUUAAAUAAAAA